CCCUCCCUCCCCACCGUCCCUCCCUCUCCGCCUGCCGUGGUCUCUCUUGGUCCGCUUGCAGCAAGUCUCCUUCCGAGCGAGGAGGAUAUAAUCACUACAGAGAUGGCUGUGAAUGUGUGUAGAUCAGUUCUUCUGUUGUCCCGUAGUAGCGGACAUGUGUCCAGCGGGCUCCCCGCUCUAGUUAUCUCGUCCCGGCGGCACCAGCAGCACAUAGGAGCGGACCAGCCUGUCAGGAGAGCACAUGUCCUGCGAUCAUCCUCCCGCUCUGCACUGUUCACCCAGCCUCCCACCAGCCUCUCAACCACCCUCUCCGCCCAGGGUUGGAGGGGCGACCCCUCGUGGCAUGGCCAGAGGCUGCUGUGUUCCUCCGCCACUCCAGAAGAGGUGACGGUGGUAUACCAGAAUGGACUGCCGGUGAUCUCAGUCAGUUUGCCGUCCCGGAGAGAGCGAUGCCAGUUCACUCUGAAGCCACUCAGUGACUGUGUUGGGGUGUUUCUCACACAGCUACAGACAGAGGACAAGGGCAUCGACCGAGUAGCCAUCUACUCUACAGAUGGGACGAGGGUAGCCUCUUCUACAGGGAUAGACAUCCUGCUGUUGGAUGAUUUCAACCUGGUCAUCAACAACGUUCGGCACCUGGUGCGGCCGCCUCGGAGAGAUCUGCUGGCCCAGGAGGAGGCAGAGCGUCUGAAUGACGUUAAGUUGCUGGUUCAGCAGCUCUACACCACCCUGCGUAUAGAAGAGCAUCAGCUUAGUAAAGAGAAGGAACUAGUGGUCAGAUUGGAGGACCUGAACUCACAGCUACGUCCUCUGGAGAAGGUGAGGGAGGAGCUGAGUCGUAAGGCGGAGCGUCGUACCACCUGGGUGCUGUGGGGGGGCGUGGCCUACAUGGCGACACAGUUUGGGAUUCUGGCGCGCCUCACCUGGUGGGAGUACUCCUGGGACAUCAUGGAGCCUGUUACCUACUUCAUUACCUACGCCACCGCCAUGGCUAUGUACUCCUACUACGUACUCACACGCCAGGAGUACAUUUAUCCUGACGCCAGGGACAGACAGUACCUGCUGUUCUUCCACAAGGGGGUGAAGAGACAACGCUUUGACGUCCACAAGUACAACCAGCUGAAGGACUCUAUCGCUGAGGUGGAGUUAGAUCUGAAACGUCUGAGGGAUCCCCUCCAGCUCCAACUCCCUGUCCAGCAACUCACCGCCGCCAGCAAAGAUUGAUAUCCUCCCUUCCCUCCAUCCCUCCUAACCUCACCUUCCCCUCUCUCUCUCUCUCCCUCCAUCCCUCCUAACCUCACCUUCCCCUCUCUCUCUCUCCGUCCAUCCACCCUCUUCCACCUUUACUUUUUCUCUCUCUCUCUCUCUUUGACAGGCCUAUCCUUUAGUCAACCUCCGUGGGAGUUUCUCCUCUGUUUGUUCUCUUGGAUGAUAAUUGCAAGUAAAACCAUAUCAAGAGGAGUUUUGGCAACAAGAAAGAACAGACACUGAAUCCUUCUAGAGAGGUAGAUGGUGAAACUGGAACUGCAACUCUAGGGGACGUACAGGAAGUGAGACGCUACGGGGGGAGAGGAGCUACAGCCGAGGCGAGGCAUAGGGAGAAGACAGACGGACACAUUUAUGAGCGUGUGUGACCUACUAUAUCUAUGGACUAGUUGGCCCACAGUGCAGCUGGAGCCUUCAAACUGUUAACUGACACACCACCACUCCUUGGGACGUCUAUGGAUGGACUGAA
Messenger RNA from Salmo salar (Atlantic salmon), 1735 nucleotides. RefSeq names its product calcium uniporter protein, mitochondrial. Gene Ontology annotation, cellular component: uniplex complex. The record is from RefSeq and is a predicted model, not a curated record. Gene Ontology annotation, molecular function: uniporter activity; calcium channel activity. Lineage: Eukaryota; Metazoa; Chordata; Actinopteri; Salmoniformes; Salmonidae. Gene Ontology annotation, biological process: calcium import into the mitochondrion; mitochondrial calcium ion homeostasis.